Diospyros lotus (date-plum) is the source of this 1797-nucleotide messenger RNA. RefSeq names its product cytokinin hydroxylase. Bases 87 to 1637 code for a protein of 516 amino acids. NCBI's taxonomy places the organism in Eukaryota, Viridiplantae, Streptophyta, Magnoliopsida, Ericales, Ebenaceae. The record is from RefSeq and is a predicted model, not a curated record. Gene Ontology annotation, molecular function: monooxygenase activity; oxidoreductase activity, acting on paired donors, with incorporation or reduction of molecular oxygen; iron ion binding. The transcript is spliced from 5 exons.
AUCUUCAAUUGCAAUCUCACCAGGGGAUCCAAUUCCUGUCUGCGCGCGAGACAUCGAUCACUUGCUUCCGAGUCACGGCCACAGCCAUGGCGGUGCUUCUGGCUCUUUUACUUGUGUCUCUUUGCUUUUCCUUGAUCAGGGUUGCCCACGUGACCAUAACUUGUUACUGGUUAACUCCAAGACGCAUCAAGAAAAUCAUGGAGAGGCAAGGAGUGCGUGGCCCCAAACCCCGCUUUCUGGUAGGCAACAUCCUCGACGUCGCCGCCAUGGUAGCCAAAUCCACAGCCGCAGACAUGGACUCCGUCCGCCACGACGUCGUCGGCCGCCUCUUCCCCCAUUUCCUCGUCUGGUCCCAACUCUACGGGAAAAGAUUCAUAUUCUGGAACGGGACGGAGCCGAGGAUGUGCAUAACCGAUACGGAGAUGAUCAAGGAGCUUCUCUCAAAGUACAGCACCAAAGCCGGAAAAUCGUGGCUUCAGCAACAGGGCUCAAAGCACUUCAUCGGAAAGGGUCUGUUAAUGGCCAACGGCGAAGACUGGCAUCAUCAGAGGCACAUUGUGGCGCCGGCGUUCAUUGGAGACAAACUUAAGAGCUAUGCCGGGUAUAUGGUGACGUGCACAAAGCAGACUCUGGAGACGCUAAAGAAUGAAGUAGAGUCAGGUCGGACCGAGUUCGAGAUCGGCGAGUACAUGACCCGGCUCACCGCCGAUAUUAUUUCCAGAACCGAGUUCGAUUGCAGCUACGAAAAGGGCAAGCGGAUUUUCCAUUUGCUCACCGUUCUACAGAACCUCUGUGCUCAAGCUAGCCGGCACCUUUGCUUUCCCGGCAGCCGGUUUUUUCCGAGUAAAUACAACCGAGAAAUAAAGUCACUGAAGAUGGAGGUGGAGAGGCUGUUGAUGGAGAUAAUACAGAGCCGGAAGGACUGCGUGGAGGUUGGUCGCAGCAGCUCGUAUGGAAACGAUCUUCUGGGCAUGCUGCUCAAUGAGAUGCAGAAGAGGAGGGAAAAUAAUAAUUAUGGGUUUAACUUAAAUCUGCAGGUGAUCAUGGAUGAAUGCAAGACUUUCUUCUUCGCCGGCCAUGAAACCACAGCACUGUUACUCACCUGGACCAUCAUGCUUCUCGCCACCAACCCAUCUUGGCAAGACAAGGUCCGGGCCGAGCUCAACCAGGUCUGCAAUGGCGCCUCUCCCUCUGUUGAUCAUCUCUCCAAACUCACUCUGUUGAACAUGGUGAUCAAUGAGUCUCUUAGACUGUAUCCGCCAGCUUCAGUUCUUCCUCGAAUGGCCUUCGAGGACUUUAAGUUAGGCGACCUCCACAUCCCAAAGGGGUUGUCAAUAUGGAUUCCAGUUCUCGCCAUCCAUCACAGCGAAGAACUAUGGGGCAAAGACGCCAAAGAGUUCAACCCGGACCGGUUCGCCUCGAAAUCUUUCACCUCCGGCCGGUUCAUCCCCUUUGCCGCCGGCCCAAGAAACUGUGUUGGCCAAGCGUUCGCCAUGAUGGAAGCCAAGAUCAUUCUGGCCAUGUUGAUAUCAAAGUUCAGCUUCACAAUAUCGGAGAAUUAUCGCCAUGCACCAGUUAUCGUCCUCACUAUGAAGCCCAAGUAUGGAGUUCAAAUCUGCUUGAACCCGUUGAACUAGCUAGCUAGCUAAUCGCGGGGUGAAGUUGGUUAAUUGACUUCAUGAGUUUUGGUUAAUUUGGUUAAUCUUGGUCUUUGUCAAUGUCCAUUUUGCAUGACUAUGAAGGAGUUUUGAGACUAACUGCAUCCAAAUAUGCGAAUUAAGUUCAAGUACUGGUCUA